AUGGCUCGGAUCAAGAAGAAGGGCACGUCCGGUAACGCCAAGAACUUCAUCACCCGGAUCCAGGCGGUCAACAAGUUGCAGGUGUCGCUCGCCGACUUCCGCCGGUUGUGUAUCUUCAAAGGGAUCUACCCCCGCGAGCCCCGCAACAAGAAGAAGGCCAAUAAGGGGUCCACUGCCCCCGUGACUUUCUACUACGCCAAGGACAUCCAGUACUUGUUGCACGAGCCCGUGUUACAGAAAUUCAGAGAGCACAAGACGUUUGCCCGCAAGUUGAACCGCGCUUUGGGAAGAGGCGAGGUCGGCGAUGCCCAGCGGUUGGAAGAGAACCGCCCCAAGUACACGUUGGACCACUUGGUCAAAGAACGCUACCCGACGUUCAUGGACUCGUUGAGGGACUUGGACGACCCCUUGAACAUGUUGUUCUUAUUUGCCAACAUGCCUGCCACCGACCGGGUGUCCCACCGGGUGACCAAGGAAGCGGAAAAAUUGUGUAACCAGUGGCUUGCGUUUGUCGCCAAGGAAAGACUCAUCAAGAAGGUGUUUGUGUCAAUUAAAGGGGUGUACUAUGAGGCUAACGUCAGAGGCCAGGACGUGCGGUGGUUGCAACCGUUUAAGUUCCCUCAGAACAUCCCCCUGGACGUCGAUUUCCGUAUCAUGCUCACUUUCCUUGAGUUCUACUCGACGUUGCUCCAUUUCGUCCUCUACAAGCUCUACCAAGACGCCGGUCUUGCCUACCCUCCCCAACUCGAUGAGAACGUCAAGGUCGGUGGUUUGUCGCAAUACAUCUUGAAGCUGAAAAACUCGUUGGUGCCCCAGGAUAAGCGGGAAGUGCUGACCGAAGAAGGGAAGCACCUUUCCAGUGAAGAGAUCCUGAAAGCGAUUGCCGCUAACGCUGAAGGUGACAACGUCGAAGAAGUGGCUGAAGAAAACGUCGAAGACGUCGAUCUCGAUGAGUUCGGCGAGACUAAAGGUGAUGCCCUCACCCAGCCUAACAAAUUCGCCUUGGAAACGCUGGAAUUGUUUUCCAAGUUUACGUUCUUUGUCGGGAGAGAAGUGGCUCUCGACUUGGUCGAAUUGCCGAUUUUGGCCUGUGGCGGUAAAUUGGUGCUGGAAAUCGCUAUUGACGAGCUCCAGGCGAACCACCCGGAAGCCUACGCUCGCUUAGACUUCGACAAGAUCACCCACCAUAUCACUGACCGUCCCAAGCUCUUGGAAAAGGUCCAGGGACGCACCUAUAUCCAGCCCCAAUGGGUGUUUGACUGUGUCAACAAGGCCGAGCUUGUCCCCGUGAACGCCUACGCGCCUGGGGAAACGUUGCCGCCUCACUUGUCGCCGUGGGGUGACGCCGGUACCUAUAACCCUGAGGCCGAAGUCGAAGCCGGUGAGGUUGAAGACGACGAAGAUGAGGAAGAAAUCGAUGAAGAGGAGGAACUUGAAGCCGACGAGGACGAAGAAGACGAAGAAGAGGAUGAAGAUCUCAAGGCGCAAAAGGAAUUGGAGUUGGAGGCCGCGGGGGUGAAGUUCUCUGAGGCUCCUUCCACCACCACCACCACCGAGACCAAGAAGAGCAAGAAGAGAAAGGCGGAAACCCCCGAAGACGAGGAGAAGGAGUUGAAGAAGAUCAUGAUGACCAACAAGCAGCGCAAGUUGUACGACAAGAUGCAAUACUCCAACCAACAGAAGGCCGACCGUGAGAAGCAGUUGAAGAAGAAGAAGGCCCAAUUGGAAAAGAAGAAGGCCCAGUUGAAGUAG
Molecule: messenger RNA, 1752 nt
Organism: Diutina rugosa
Lineage: Eukaryota; Fungi; Ascomycota; Pichiomycetes; Serinales; Debaryomycetaceae
Gene: PES1
Product: mRNA-binding ribosome synthesis protein
Exons: 1
Coding region: 1-1752 (583 amino acids)
Biological process (GO): maturation of LSU-rRNA from tricistronic rRNA transcript (SSU-rRNA, 5.8S rRNA, LSU-rRNA); ribosome biogenesis
Cellular component (GO): nucleolus; PeBoW complex
Molecular function (GO): RNA binding
Source: RefSeq, a predicted model, not a curated record